CUGAAUGUUACAGGUGAAUGAAUCUGCUGAACUCGUUCUAGUUCAUAUGGGUUACAUGUUGAACACUACAUUAUGGAAAAAUGGCCCUUUGAUUUAGGUUCAUCCCUAAAUUCAGGUGUCGCUCAAAGUUUUGUGGUUUAAAUCUACAAAAUAAAACACAGGUUAAAAAAUAAUGCUUUUAAACUGAAGGCAUAUUUAACAGGAUUAUAACUAUGAAACAUUUUAAUUUAACAAUUGCAGUGUAUUUUGCACCAUGUUGCAAAGUUAACUAGAGGAAUCUCACAAAAAUAUCUACGUCUAUAUCUAGAAAAUCAAGGACCAUUUAUUAUUUUCCAUUUACAGGAUGUAUGUCCUUGAAAUAACAGAUCUGGUUGCAUAAUUCAAACUUGUGUAACUCAUAUUUCAUCAUUCUGUAUCUGCUUCACAGCCUUAAUGAGAGACAGGGAACGAGUAGGUGGGCCCUCUGAGAAUUAUGGGAAGACAGGAAGUCAUGGAUGAGUAGUUCCUGUGCUGACAGGAUGGAGGCAUCAAAGUGAAGCAUCAGACAGCUGGAAAAGUGAAAAGAAAAUGAAGUGAAGUCCUGUCAUUGCCGAGGCUUAAAUGGUUCAUACAGUGGGACAAAGAAAGAAGAAAGCACAGGAGAGAUUAUAUAAUGUGUGGCCUACUUCUGGAGGUCCAGUCACUCUUUGUACCUGCUCAAUCCCUCCUGCUCUCAUUCUCUUAUCCCAUCAGCAGAGAGAUGCUGGCGUGCAGAGGCUCAGCUGUCACUUUUCAUGGCCUGAGUUCUGUGAUGAACGGCGCUGCUUCCAUCAGGAGUUUGUGUAUGACAUCGCUAUGUUUGCCGCCGCCUGUGGCUUGCCCUGGCCUGCUGUAAUCCAGACAGCUGUAAUUGCCAAAUGCAUCUUCCCACAGCUGGAUGGUCUGGACAUACCCAAACUACUGUCCUUGCUGAGAGAUGCGCUGUCUGAGUUUUUACCAAACCUCACCCUUGUGCACCAACACAAGUUCACCCAGUUCCUCACAGACACCUGCUCCACACGAUGGAGGCUUUUUCAGGCGGUGGUGGGUGGAGCUACAACCAUGUCCAUCACUCAGCUACACUUGGAGGUGCAGUUGCCGCCUACGCCAUGCCCUCUCCCACAGGGCACAGAGGUGCAUGAGUGGGAGCGUCAGCGCCAGCAAACCCAGCUCACCUCUACCUUGCGACAGAAGGAGGAGGAGCUGAGAAGUCUCAGAGAUGGGUCAAGGGUCACUCUGGGGGAUAUUCCUGAGGAUGUGCAACUGGACAAAGAGAGUGUGUUGGAGCUGGUUCGUGGAGCUCUGAGGGCCACUGAAGGCCAGAUGCUGGUGAGUCUGAAUCAAGAGGCCUCCCUGCUCAGUGACAUCCUGCAGCUCAAACUGCAGCAGGCAGCUUUGGCCACCGGGAGGCUCCACAAUCCUGUUACUUCCAGUACAGGUCACAUCAGUGGAUGUUCAGUCACACCAGUAAAGGGAAAAAAUACAAACAGCAAAAAGUAAAACACGUGAAGUCUGGAAAUGCACCGUGACGACAAGAGCUCAGUGAAUAAAACUGAUUGGAGGAAAACUUAAA
Molecule: messenger RNA, 1591 nt
Organism: Seriola aureovittata
Lineage: Eukaryota; Metazoa; Chordata; Actinopteri; Carangiformes; Carangidae
Gene: c24h8orf74
Product: chromosome 24 C8orf74 homolog
Exons: 6
Coding region: 601-1518 (305 amino acids)
Source: RefSeq, a predicted model, not a curated record